AUGUCCAUCCCUCGGCAUGCCUCGGGUAUCUCUUCUUCCUUUAGAGGAGACUCCUUGCGGGUCUCCUCUCGCUCAGGUGUCUCCUCUCCAACUGUCUCCCUGAAGGCAGAAACUGCUGCUGCUCUUGCUUCGUGGGGUCUGCUGUCUCCUUUGCUGCUGCAGCCGCUGCAGCCGCACGGCUUGGCGGUUUUAAGCCCCCCCCGUAGUUUGCAUCUGCGGAGCGGUGUGGGGUUGCUGGAGUUGCUGACGUUUGCUCUGCAGCGUCGUGGGAUCGAUCGCCUCCCCGAUCCCAGGAGCGUCUCCCAUGCCACCAACCCCACAGCCUUCGCUAACAACUGGAAGAGCCUCGCACCCCACAUCGAGGCCCUUGGCAUUUGCUUAGGAGACACCUGGAGUAAGGCAUUAGAGAAAGGAGACCCUGAAGCUGUUGGGUCUCUAGUAGACCUUGUGGUGGAGAGACAGCUCAAAUACGAACAAGUUGUCCUUGCAUACGAUAACACCCCUCUCCCCCGCCCUUCUGCUGCUGCUGCUACUGCUGCUGCUGGCGGUCCUAGCGCUGGUGUUGCUGCGGAUCCUUCUACAACUGCUGCUGCUGCUGCUGCUGCGCACGCAAGGGACAGAAUUGCCCUAUCUGCAGCAAAUGCAGAGGCAGCAACAGCAGCAGCAGCAGUUGAUGCUGCUGCAGGAGACGCGAGCAGCAGCAGCAGGAGUUCUCUAGCGGCCCCACGUAAAACUGUCAGAGGCAAUAUGCCGCCUGCUGCUGCUCCAGGCGGUGCCUCUGCUGCCUCUGCUCAUUCUGCUUCUGCUGCUGCUGCGGCGGCGGCUGCUGCUGCCGCUGCUGGGCAUUCCUUGUACUCUUCUGGCAGAAGCAGCGAGGAAAAGGCCUCCGACGUCUGCAUGCAGCCCCAACCCACAGCUCCUCCUCACGAUGCCCCCAACGAGCUGCAGCAGCAGCAGCAGCAGCAGCAAUGGCAGGCAAACGCCAUCCAGCAGCAACAAGAACAGCAGCAGCAACAACAGCAGCAGCUGCUACAACUGCAGCAGCUCCCGCAGGAGCUGCAGCAACAAUUGCAGCAGCAACUGCAGCAGCAACUGCACCAUCAACACCAGCAACUGCAACAAGAGCAACAGCAGCAACAACAGCAACUGCAGCAGCAACUGCAGCAGCAACUGAAGCAUCAACAGCAGCAGUUGCUGCAGCAGCAACAGCAACAGCAACAACUCCAGCAGGAGCUGCAGCAGCAACUGCAGGUACAACAGCGGCAGCAGCAGCAGCAACUGCAACAACUCCAGCAGGAGCUGCAGCAACAACUGCAGCAGCAACUGAACCAUCAACAGCAGCAACUGCAGCAACAGCAACAGCGACAGCAACAGCUCCCGCAGCAAGUGCAGCAGCAACUGCAGCAGCACCUGCAGCAACAACUGCAGCAGCAACUGCAGCAACAACUCCAGCAACUGCAGAGGGAAGGCGGGGAGCAGCAGCAGCAGCAGCAGCAAAGGUGUAGAGAGGAGGUCGUCGGGGGAGGGUUGUUUUGCAUGGAGGAGUCCUCAUCUGCUGCUGCUGCAACGUCAGCCGAAACAGCAGCAGCAAUAACAGCAACAACAGCAGCAGCAAUAGCAGCAGCAACACCGCCAGCAAGGAUAGAGCUGGCAGCAGCUAAAUGCAUUCAAACAGCAGUAGCAAACCCCAGUGCUGCUGCUGCUACAGUCAAUACAGAAGAAGCAGUGCGGGCGGCUGUCUUUAAGCAGCAGACAGACAUCCAGUCAGAGGACUUCACCGAUGCCCCACUAUUUGAACGGAAGGCUGAGGAGAUCGCUGACCUUGAAUCUCACAGCAGCAGCAGCAACAACAGCAGCAGCAGCAUUCUCUUGUGUAGGUACCUGGCUGAGACGCUGCUGCAGCCUUUGCGGCAGAGCAGCAGUCUCCGUUUGUCUGCUGCGGAGGUCUGCAGCAGCUCAGCUGUCUCUCGAGGUCCCCAGCAGUUUGUGGAUGUGGGGUGUACAGCCACCGAAGCACCCCUGCGGGUUAACAGCGAUCUGCUGCAGCUGCAGCAGGAAGAGAGGGAGCAGCAGCAACAGCAGGAUGACCUAGACGAGCUGCAGCAGCAGCAGCAACAACAGCAGCAACAGCAGCAAGAGGAGCCGGCAAAGGACCAGUUGCAGACACAGCACGAGCAACAGCAGCUGCAGCAGCAGACACAGGAGCAGCAACCCCAACAGGAACAGGAGCAGCAGCAGCAGCAGCAGCAGCAAGACCUUGAAGGGGAGAAGGAUGCGCCUCAAGAAGCAAAAGAGACAUCUGAAAUGUCUCCAAACAGCAGCAGUUCUUCUGUAAGCCAAAACGAGCAGCCCUUCCCAAUCGAGCCUCCAGCACAAGACUCAGAGCAGCAAACUCAGCAGCAGCAGCAGCAAGAGCAGCAGCAGCAGCAGCAGAGCCUUGAUGAGGCUCAGGAAGAUUCAAGCACCAUUACUUCAGAAGAGAGCACCACGGAAGCACCAGCAGCAGCAGGAGCAGCAACAGAAGCAGCAGCACGAGGCGCAGCAGAAACUGCAGCAGCAGCAGCAGCAGCAGCAGCAGCGGCAGCAGCAGGGGAUGCUGCUGCUGCCUCUGCAUAUUUAUGCGGGCGCCGUUUGUCUUCCGGUAAUUUAGAAUGGGGAGGGGGGUCGAGGCGCCGCACCAGCAGCAUUUUUGUGUCUCCUCUUGGGGAGAUAGAGACAGAGCAAGAAGGCCCUUUCUUAGCACACCCAACGAAGCAUGCUCAGCAGCAGCAGCAGCAGCAGCAGGAGGAGGCCCAGGGCAUCAGCGUUGAGGGUGGCGGGGAGAGGCGAGCUCCUUUACGUGGUAACGACAACAUAGAGGAGUUGCUGCUGCAGUUGCUGCAGCAGCACUUUCACUGCAGCAGGAGCAGCAGCAUUAACAUCGUAAAGGAGAGAGGGAGGAUGAUGCAGGCGCUGCUGCAGUCAGAAGGACAAGAAGCUGUCUCCCUAAACAUCAGCAGCUGGAUUCGGGGCUUCAACAGCAGCGCGACGCAUGCAGCAAGGCUGCUGCACAAAGAGCCGAAGAAAGCCCCAAUCGUAAUCCAAAUCUUCUGCGAAGGGGCCUCUUUGCUUCACUCCAAGGGUCUAAUAGAGCAGGCGGCAUGUCUUCUUGAGUCCCUCGCGCUGCUGCUGCAGCAGCUGCUGCUGCUGCUUCCCUCCUGUCGUAUGCUGCAGCAGCGGCUGCUGGAUCAUCUCCGUCGGUCUCCCGCUGCUGUUUGUCUCUCCCAGAUAGCAGCAGCAGCAGAGGAAGUAGUAGCUUACGUGCACUGCGCAGCAGCAGCAAGAUUGCUAGCAGCAGCAGGAGAUGUGUUGCUGCAGUGGAGCAGCAUUAACCCGGAGGUGGUUUGGGCGGGGGGUCUCCUGAAGAUGCUCCUGCAAAACGAAGCCUCAUACUUCCUCCUAGCAAGGCUUGUGCUGCAGCAGCACCAGCAGCAGCAGCAGCAGCAGCGGCAGAAGCAGGAGCAGGAGCAGCAGCAGCAGCAGCAGGAAGAGGGAGGAGAGACAAGGCAGCGUAAGAGUUUGUCGGUGGAGGUCCUCGAGGCAUUGGCUGUUGAGGCGUGCAGCACCGUGCUGCAGCAGCAGAAGGCUCCUGCCACCCGUGCUGCCGCGCUGCUGGUGUUGGGGCCCCUCAGCCGCUGCUGCAGCAAUUUGCUGCUGCCUGGAGACGACGAUCCCGCCCGCAUCCAACGACAAAUCCUCGGGUGUCUCCAAAUAGCAGCCGCAGAACGGGAGGGGAACCUGGCGACUGCUGCUGCAGCAGCUGCUGCUGAUAUCGUUGUUGCUGCUGCGGAAGGACACUCUAGCGAGUUUGCUGCUGCAGUCGUAGGGGAGGGGUUUGUGCUGGAGGCCCUUCUUCCUGCUGCUGCUCUCGCCGCAGCAGCAGAAAAAGGUGUAUUCGUGGCACCCACUACAGCAGCAGCAGCAGCAGCUGCUGCUGCUGCAGUAACAAAAAGCGCUGGAGCAGCAGCAGUUGACACUGAGCGUCUCCUUUCGUUUAUUGAGGCACUUCUCGGCUCCAUUAAAUCGCUUGGCCCGGCGGAGGCUUCGCUUUGUGUUGCUUUCUUUGCACAUCCUCACACUUCUUCCGACUUGGCUGGGGCGCUGCUCUCUGCGAUAUCUUCGGUGCACACACGAAAAAACCCAAUUGCUGCUGCGCUGCUGCUGAAGCUGCUGGUAGAGGGAUGGAGGGGACGGGGGUCUCCUGAGCUGCUGCAGCGAAUCACAAAAAAGCUGCUUCUGCUAGACCGCGUUGCUGCUGCAGCAGCAGCAGCAGCAGCAGCAGCAGCAGAAGCGCCAACAGCAGCAGCAGAAGACCCAACAGCAGCAGCAGCAGCAGCAGCAGCCGGGGAGAGGAUGUGCUUAGCUGAAGCUGUUCGGGAGUGCCUGAGGAGACAGCAAGAGGAGCCCCCACUUGAAGAGGAGACAAAAGAGACACUUCUCGCGCUUUGCGAUGAAUGCAUGCGCGAAGACAUAGAAGAGACAGUCUCCCACUUCAACAGCCUAGCGGGGGGUGGGGGGCCACCGGGGCCUCAACUGUCUCUUUCUGCAGCAGACCGCCUGCUGCAGGAGCUGCAGCAGCACCCAGCAGCAGCAGCAGCAGCAGCAGCAGCAGCAACGGGAGAGAUGCAGGCGCAGCAGCAAGCGGAGGAGACAGAGCUUGACGCCAGCAGCAGCGCCCACUGGCUAGAAGGCCCUGAGGAGACCCUUCAAUCUGUCUCCUUCUCUCUCAGCUUCUCUGCGCAGCAGCAGAGCUUGUCUUCUCUGGAUCAGCAGCAGCAUGCAGAAGCAGCAGCAGCAGCAGCAGCAGCAGCAGAAGGGGCAGGGUCGCCACAGCACUCGUCCGAGCAAAGUCCCCAGGGGGCUGCCUGGCGGUCUUCUCCGGGGCCUCACCUUUUCCACUGCAGCAUCCAGCAGCAGCCCGUCGGUGCAGCAGCAGCAGCAACAGCAGCAGCAGCAGCAGAACCUACUGAGCCUCUUGAAGAAGUCGAGUGCAAGUUGCUGCUGCACUGCUUCCGCCCCGUCUUCGUUAAGCUGUUCGAUCUGCUGCAGUGCGAGGACGAUUUGCUGCCUCUAACAGCUCUGCCUCUGAUUCUCCAAGCAGUGGGGGCCCCCUGCAGCAGCAGAAGUCGGGUGUUCUGCACUAACCUCUGCAGGGCUAUGAAGCAGCAAAUCGCUCGGCUGGAGCCGGGAUCGCCUUCGCAGCACCUCAACGAACUCAGCCUGGCGGAGUUUGAAAUCUUCCUCUUGCAGAGCAUCUCGGCUCCCCCGAUGAUUUAUCGCGGCGUUGCUCUCAGCCCGAAGACAGAAAGAGGGGCCCAAAUAUUUUCUCUUCUUUAUCGAAUUAAGCGUGAAGGAGCACCUGCAGCAGCGCCACCUUCAGCAGCAGCUGCAGAAGCACCAGCAGCAAAUGGAGCAACAGCAACAGCAGCAGCAACAGCAGCAGCAACAGCAACAGGAGCCUUUGCCCUUGCUUGCUUGUGCAACUGGCUGUUAUGCUUUCUCAAGGUGCCUGGGUCUCGAACAUCGUGCUUGCCUCCUCUUAUAAAGAGCUGCGAGGCUCGUCUUGCUUCUCGGCAUGCUGCUCUUUUGGUAGAGAGCCUCAACUGUCUGCUCAGUGCUGGGGUGUCUAUACACCGCUUACCUCCAGGCCUCGGGCUGAUUGAGCAAAAGACGGCAGACGGCAAAAGCUUCAAGCAAGUCAUUCUGCGUCAAGGCGGUGAUUCCUCAUCAACAGCAGGCCCAGCAGCAGCAGCAGCAGCAGCAGCAGCAACAGCAGCAGCAGCAGCAGCAACACGGCCUUCAGAUUUACCUUUGGAGGACUCCGUCUUGCGUGCUGCUUCUCCAGCAGCAGUGCAGCAGUGGGCAGUUGCUGGGUCUAUGCUGCCAACAGCAGGCCUGAUAGCAGAGUGUAGCGAGGAGAAGAGGCCUUUUGGGGCAUCGACGGCAAUUAACAAAUUUUGUUCGCAGCAACUGAGAGAAAUUCAAGAAGACGCAAUCUACAGAGAAGAAGAGUCAAGAAAAGUGCAGUGCGUGCUGCCAGCAACGGCCAGGACGGGGCUGAGGCAGCAGCAGCAGUCUGCUGGCGCUUCUAUGAACAAUCUUUCUACAAACCCUAGGCAAUGCAGCAGCAGCAGCAGCAGCAGCAGCACUGCAGCAGCAGUAUCAAUGCAUCAGCAGCAGCAAGAACAGCAGCAACACUGCACUGCAGAGCAGCACCAGCAGCCACCCGUCGUUUGUUCUACAGCAAAAGCAGCUGCCCUCAGUAGCUUCUCUGUCCGGCCGCAGACCGACACCUCCACACCGAGCCCCCACCCCCAGCACCCCAGCAGCAGCAGCAGUAGCAGCAGCAGCACAGCAAUGAGGGGGCGGCUGCGCAGCAGCAGCAAAUCUGGUGCAACAAAGAACGAACGGGAGGAGGUCCGGCGAGCUCAGCAGAAGCUGCUGCGGACUGCGACGACUGCCAGCGAAGAGACUGUGGGGCGCUGUCUCUCUCGCAUUUUGUCUCACUGUCUCCUUGACGACAUGCGGGCCUUAAGAGACGGGCAAGAACACCCCUUAGCUAGCUAG
This is a messenger RNA of Eimeria acervulina, 6606 nucleotides long. RefSeq lists its product as hypothetical. Gene Ontology annotation, biological process: regulation of DNA-templated transcription. Bases 1 to 6606 code for a protein of 2201 amino acids. Gene Ontology annotation, molecular function: DNA-binding transcription factor activity. The transcript has 23 exons. The record is from RefSeq and is a predicted model, not a curated record. Lineage: Eukaryota; Apicomplexa; Conoidasida; Eucoccidiorida; Eimeriidae. Gene Ontology annotation, cellular component: nucleus.